AUGGUUUAUUUUUUAAUUGGAUCAACUUUAAUACAAGGAAAUUAAGCCUAAACUUGGGAAAAUAUAAGAAAGGAAGUAUCAUCUCUUAGCUAGAAUUUGAAAUAAAUAGAUGUUGAAUCUUCCAAAUUCAAGUUAGGUAAUUUAGAUUCUUUAAUGCAUGCAAAUGAAACAAUGCUCAAAUUAGAAUAAUAAAUAGAAGGUCUUUUAAAAAAAAUCGAAAGAUAAUAUUUAGAUUUAACAGAAUAAUAAACUGCCGACUUUAAAGUUGAAACUAAAAACGAUGUUUAUACUCUUCCUAAUUUUGUAUAAACAUUUAAAUGGGACGACGCCACUUUUUCAAGAAGUAACCCUCUUCCAGAACUUUUAAAGAUAUUAAAAACAAGAAUGAGUACUAUUGAAAACGAUAUUCGUUAAAAAACAACUGCAUUUUAAGAUGCAAAAAAUUAAUCAAAUGUUAUUGCUAUGAAAGAAGGAAAUUUAUUAGUAAAAGAUUUAGGUGAUGUAUUAGAUAGUGGAAAAGUAAAACCUAAAGACUUUAUUUAUAAUGAUUCUGUAACAACUGUUUGUGUUAUUGUUUAAAAAUAGUAAAUUGAAAAAUUCUAAAAUGCAUAUGAAACUAUUCAUCAUUGUGUAGUCCCUGGAUCUGCUAAAUAAUUUGAUAUUGAAGAUAGGGAUGGAUAUACACUUUGGAGAGUUUUAGUAAUGAAAUACGAUUAUAAGACUAUUUAAAAAUAAUUAUUGAACUAAUCUAACUAAGAUAAGGAGAAUAAUAAAAGAUAGAAAACUCCUGUUGAAGAAUUUAUGGCAGCAAUGAGAGAUUAACUUAAAUUAACUGUACGAGAAUUUGAAUAUAAACCUACUGAAUAUAAGGAGAGAGAAAAAUAGAGAACUGAAUUGUAGGUUAAAACUAAGAGUUUAAGCAGUGUACUUAAAUAAACUUGUGAAAAAAGCUUUGGUGGUUUAUAUAAUACUUAUAUUCAUUUAAAAUAUUUAAGAUUAGUUGUUGAUAUUGCUACUAGAUUUGGAAUUAAAAAUAAAUUUUCUACAUGUUUGAUUGAACCUUCUAAUGGAAAAGAAAAAUAAAUAUAAGUUAGAUUGAUGAAAUUAUUCGGAGAUCCAUAAGAAUUAGGUAUGUAUGGUACUAAGGAAGAACUUGAAGAUACUGAAGAUUUCUUUCCUUAUAUUUUUGUUCCCAUUAAUAUAUGAAGAAAUCAAUAAACUUAAAAAAAUAAAUAUUAUAUCAUAAAAUAAUAAUAUUCAUUAAUUAUUUAAAGGGAAAAAAAAUAAUGUUUUUCUUUUUAUAUUUUUUUUUAUUUUGACAUAAAUAAUAUUUAUAAAUUUUAC
This is a messenger RNA of Ichthyophthirius multifiliis, 1344 nucleotides long. Its product is annotated as vacuolar ATP synthase subunit, putative. The record is from RefSeq and is a predicted model, not a curated record. The transcript has 9 exons. Gene Ontology annotation, biological process: proton transmembrane transport. Gene Ontology annotation, molecular function: proton-transporting ATPase activity, rotational mechanism. Lineage: Eukaryota; Ciliophora; Oligohymenophorea; Hymenostomatida. Gene Ontology annotation, cellular component: vacuolar proton-transporting V-type ATPase, V1 domain.